AUCGCAGCAGUUUGUCCUCAUCGCAGCAGUUUGUCUUCAUCGCAGCAGUUUGUCUUCAUCGCAGCAGUUUGGCUGCUGCAGCUGUGGGAGGUUUUUGUACGAGUUUUUUUCACUGUGAUGGGCUGGUUACCACACUGACUGAACAUCCACACUGAGCUGAACUAAAACCUCCCGUCUCCUCUAAACUGUCUGUUCACAGUCAGUAAACGUCCAGAAUCAACAAGUAAGCCAGAAAACACACCUGUGUCUCAGAUAAACACACAUCUGAGGCCGUCUGUGUUUGUUCCUCUGUGUUUAACUGCUGUGGGAGAGUCCAUGUGAAGUGGAUUUAACACUUCUGAGCUUCUCUGAGGACGAUUAGCAGCUCUGGGGUUUUUGUAUGAGGCUGAAUCACUGUGAUGCUUUAGUGUUUGGAAAAGCCAUCCGGCUCACCGUUCAUCCUCAAGAUCAGUCCCCCGUGGACCCGAUCCUGUUCAUCCUCAGUCCUCUGCAGCCUGAGGGGGUUCGAGCGGACGAGCCGACUGAUGAGGUUUGUCUGGCUGCUGGUUUCCGUCCGAAGGAAGGUAAAAUGGUUCUGAAUAUGAAGGACCGUCAGGUCAAUGUGAGCACCAGCAACGCCGUUCUGUCCAGGACUACGAAAAGCUACUUCUACGCCGGAUUCACCAGCGAGACCAUCUACUCCUGUGAGCUGCACAACACCAGGACCGACAACGACAACGUUCACCAUGAUGCAGUCGACCUGCCUGCCGAGCCCCGUCCAGUCGACCUGCCUGCCGAGCCCCGUCCAGUUCACCAUGAUGCUGUCGACCUGCCUGCCGAGCCCCGUCCAGAGGCAGCGAAGCUGAACUUCUUCCUGCUGGUGAUGAACGGAGUGAGAGUGAUCUUCAUCAAAACUCUGGCCUUCAACACCAUCCUCACCAUCAGAGCUGUGCUCCUCUAACACUGAGAUCAGGCCGGCUCCUCCUGCUCCUCCCCCUCCUCCUCCUCCUCCUGCUCCUCUUCCUCCUCCUUGACCGAUUGAUCGGGGGCGUGAGCUGUCGUUGUGUUCACGUGUCUUUCUGUAUGUUUGAUUCAGCCGCAGUCACAUGAUCAUAAACAUGAAGCUGCAGAAUUUCUCUUUUUAUUGAUCUCAUUUCUGGAUUCAGAUCACAUGUUUUUGGUCAUGUGAUCUCUUUGAUCUGCAUCUCUUUGUAUAAAUAUAAAGAAAGUUUAUUCUCAUUAUUGAUGAUCUUAAUGAAAUACGCUCUGAGUCCACACAGAGAGGAGUGAGAACACGAAGAAGAUCAGGAAAUAAACCAAAUAAACAAAAACCAACGAAGCUGAUGAGCUCAAACAGUAAAUAUAUUGACUUUGUGCUGUUUUCAGGGUCAGCAGGCGAUCACGUCCUGUUUUACUGAUGUUUUUAACAGCGUCACAGCUGUUCUGGAAUCAGGUUUGUGAAAGUGAAGCAUAAACAUUUAAUUUUGUUUUUUUGUCUUGAGUGAGAAGACAGACAUUAAGAAAAAUGUUCUCUGGAGACAGAAAAACUGAAGCACAAUGAAAAUAAAAAGAGAAAAUCAACAGUGUGACAUCUGAGAAAUGUGCUCUGAAUUCACAAAGACACUGAAGACAGGAGGUGAGAGGACAGAUGUGAUGUGUCAGUACUGAAGACACCGACAGUCCAGCACAGAGGACACCUGUUGCUGUCCUCAGGUGUUCGGUGCUUCGUUGAAUUGGGAGCGCUGUUUCUCUUCUCUUGUUUUGUCCUCGGGGACACCGUAGGAACGUGCCUUCGCUGUCCCGUAGAUAAACGAAAUGAAAGCUGUGUCACUGUCUCACUAUCUGUCUCCUGCUGUCUCACAGACACAUUGAGGACUUCCUGUCAGGUGAUGUGAUUCUACGUAGAGGAUUUUUGUUCGUUUUCUUUUUGAUAAUGAAUCGUCUGUUUUUCUGAACUGUUGUUUGAUUAUUGAACUCUGAUGUCAGCGUGACGUAGUUCAGUCUCUGCUCCACCUUUGAUCAGCUUCUGGGCCUCCAGGUUGACAUGUUACCUGUUUUAUUUCUAAUAAAGUUUGAGCUGCAGUGGU
Molecule: messenger RNA, 2066 nt
Organism: Chelmon rostratus (copperband butterflyfish)
Lineage: Eukaryota; Metazoa; Chordata; Actinopteri; Chaetodontiformes; Chaetodontidae
Exons: 7
Coding region: 380-940 (186 amino acids)
Source: RefSeq, a predicted model, not a curated record